UUCUCGUUUCUUUGGCAAAUAUGUGCGUAUUUUGGUCGGUAAACAUGGUUGUUAGAGGAAGUUUCUCCCCAAGUGGAGUCUUUGGAAGUGUGUAUUUGUGAUUAGCUCCUCAUUUCUUUAUCAAACAGUCAAUCAGCAGGGUUGUGUCGGUUGGGCUGACUUCUGGAAGGGUGUCACCUCCCCCGUUUUCACUCGUGGACGCCUGUGGAAAGCCGCGUGUCCUGAAAGGGGCUGCGCGUUUUGGCCGAUAAAUCAGCCCCGCGGCGUGGCUGCGCCCCGGAUCGAGGCGAUUUCUUGGACUUUUUGAGACAAAAAGAGACCAACUUCCGUCUUUUGGCGCAGCAAGGCGGCCAACGCGUCGGCGUUUUGGGCAGAAAUCGGGCGCAGAGCGUGCACCUUUGCGCAGAGGACUGCUUUCAGUGCUGUGUGGCUCCGCUGGGUGCACAAAGACAGCGGCUCGCAGAGGAACUUGUUCAGAGUGAGCCGGGGACGCUGGGAGGCGAAAUAGCAAAGCUCCGGAGCUGAAGUAGCGACGAACGCGCAGUUCGAGCGGCCGAACGGCAAUUUCCCCCCCUUCUUCUGGGAAAUCCAAGGGUGGUCCUGGAGAAACCUUAGCUCCGUAUGGAUACCCGGCAGAUGGCGGGGACACGGUCUGGAAAAGAGGAUCUUAAAAAACAUUUGCGGGCCGCCGCCUCAGAAAGCCGGGAGCACCAAGACACUGAAAUGGAAGUAGACGAAAAGGUUGAUUUCGCCGCCCAGCCUCAAGCCAAGUGGAAGCCUAUCCCUCCCCUGCUGCCUGAGCUGCAGGAGCAUCCCAGGAGUCCCUACGCCAAGACCAGGAACCAGAGCUGUCAGACGGAGGAGCAGCUCCAGCACGCCACCACCUGCAGCCAUUGUCCCAAUGCAGGUUUGUGCGCAGAGCCUGGUGAUCCUCCUCUUCUUCAGCAGCCUCUGCAGACCUCCAAGUCAGGGAUUCAGCAGAUCAUUGAAUGCUUCAGAUCAGGCACCAGCCAGCUGAAGCACAUCCUGUUACAGGAGGUGGACACCAUCUUUGAGUGUAAAAUUUGCCGCAGCCUUUUCAGGGGCCUGCCCAACCUCAUCACGCACAAGGAGUACUACUGCUUAUCCCGCAUGCCUGAGCACGACGGUUCGUCGGGCGAUGACAGACACAGUGUGGCCAUAAAAGACGCACUGGACGCUAAAUAUUCCAGAGCGGAGCGGUCGGACUGUGUUGUCCGGCUCGAGCCCAUUCAGAGCACCACCAAGGCCGUGUAUCAGUACCUCACCACAGAGGAGGAGCUGGCCAGAUAUCCAUCACACACAACCAGCGCCAGAGAGAGUCCAGUAGUGUGGGAGGGUGAGGCAACAGAAGGCGCCGACAGCAAUCCCACCAACCCGCAAGGGGGACAAGAGAGUGUCGGUAGUGCGACGGAGGAGGAGGCCAAAGAGGAGCAGCAGCAACCAGAGGACGAAGGCUCCAACAGUGGAGUGGAAGAUGUGACCAUCUCCUGUUGUCUCUGCGGUCAAGACUUCAACUCGCGCCGCAGCAUCAGGCGCCACUGCCGCAAAAUGCACCAGACAAAGCUGGAGGAGCUCAGGAAGUUCACCGAGACGCGGACGGUUCCUACCAGUCUGCUUUCCAUGGUGAAAGGUCGACAGAGAACCCUCAGCACACCGACCGGAAAGUCCUGCCCCGUGUGCCUCAAGAGCUUUGCAACCAAAGCCAACACCCGGCGCCACUUUGACGAGGUGCAUCGAGGUCUGCGGCGGGAUUCUAUCACGCCCGCCGUCGCCCUGAAGCCCGGUCAGCCCUUCCCCCUGGAAACCACGCCUCCGAGGAAGAGCAAUAACUCGUCGCCGACGCGGAGCCACAAGUCCACUCCCGUGAGCUCCAAAUCUACGGCUUCAACGCGGAACCCGAGCAAACCUCCGAGCCAGCCGUCGGCGCCCGCUCAGGCCGGGACGACCUCCUGUCGCUGCACGGUUUGCAAGAGGAACUACAGCUCUCAGCUCAUGUUGAAAAGACACAUCCGUAUAGUUCACAAAACCUACAACAUGAAGAGUGACCGGAUCGCAGCGAGGCAGACCGCCACACCUGCUAACCCCACCAGUACCAGUGUGAGCCCCAGCGAAAACGCUGAGGUGAAGGAGGAGCAGGUGGAGCGCUCCGAUGAAGAGGAGGAGGAGGACUCUGACAGCAGUCCCGCCCCGUCUCCCGGUGACAGCGCCGGCACAGCUAAAGCGGGUUUGACUAACGCACCGAAAGAAGAAGAGGAGGAGGAAGAGGAGCAGCCAGCAAGCCCAAAGGUGGCAGCGCCGCCGCCGUCCGCUUCCCGUGCGGACAACGGCGCCACUGGCAACCUGGCUGCCAAAAUAUCCAAACUGUCGGUGGGUUUUGACUUGGAGCAGCUCUUCUGCAAGCUCUGCAAACGGCAGUUCAGCUCCCGUCAGAAUCUGACCAAGCACAUCGAGCUCCACACCGACGGCAACGACAUCUUCAUCAAGUUCUACCGCUGUCCUCUCUGCCGCUACGAGUCCCGCCGCAAGCGCGACGUCCUGCGCCACGUGACCGUCGUUCACAAGAAGUCCUCCACGUACCUGGCCAAGAUCAUGCCCAAACUGGAGAGCCGGGCGGUGAAGCGGCUGGCCGAGGUGGUCCUCAGCAGCUCCAACAAGAGGACGAGCAGCAACGGCAAGGAGGAGGUGAACGGGCGGCCGCUGUCCUCCUCCGCGCCGUCGUCCCCCGCCACCCCCCGCAAGCAGGAGUCCUCCACUCCUGCCUCAGCUACCUCAUCCGGUUCUUCGCUCGCCCCCGUCACGCGGAAGCAGCAGGAGCUGUCAUCGUCGGCGAGCGCCGGCGCGUCUCCUCCUAUCACCCGCAAACAAGAGAGGCAGCAGAACCGCUCCGUCAGCCCGCCCCUCACCCGCCGCAGCGAGAAGCACUCGCUGCAGCGGAACGCCGCCUCCACCACGCUGAUCAGCAGCCAGGCCCCCAACACCCGCAGGCACGAGUCCGGAUCUGACAGCAGGGCGUCCUCCACCGAAGUCAAAGUGACGAAAAACUUCUCCCUGCAUGCGUGCGAUCAGUGUGGGCGGGCCUUCGCCAAGAAGCUUUAUUUGGAAUCUCACAAGCGAAGUCAUCGGAACGCGGCGGUGGCGGCAGCCAGCAGGAGGAAAGGUGUCAGCACGCGCUCCAAGUCCCUGAUGUGGUGAAGCCGCCGCCCACCUGUUGAAGACGAAGGACUCGAACCACUAACAAAGACGGAGCAAAUGAAGAUUCACCUGAAAAAAAAAACAAGAGGAUGCUGGGAAGAGGUGGAUAAACAGAAAGUGGUGGAAGUAGAGACGCACACUUACUGCACAAGAACCAACAAAACAGUUGGAAACAAACAGUAGUUUUCGGAUGAAACCAGGCAGAGUGACUGGAAGACUGACUCCUGCUGGAUUAUCCGUGUAAUGACGCUCUAGAAAACAGACACAUACACAUUUGCUGCUGCCUUUUGCGUGUCCAUGCGUGAGGAAGAGCUUCAGGCUCCACAAAAUACCCUUUUUUGAGUUUUCUCCAGUUUUCUGUCUCUAUAAACCUAAAAAGCAAAUCGUUCCUACACAUAUCUCCACAAAUUCAGUUCACUGCUUACACUCUAUUUAUACGACAGAUUAGCUUUUAUUCGUAAUUUUUUUAAUUGCUUUCCUCGUGCCCGGCUCAUUAAAUUAUCCGUCAUCUUCACCUUUUAGGGAGUAUUGGGACAGGUUUUUGAAAGGAUGAACAUGAAAUGUCCCAAGUGUUGGAUUUUAUCCUUCAACCGUCGCCCUGGCCUCCAUCCUCAGUGCCUGAAACCCAGCUGUGAUCGGCGGAAAGCUGACUAAAUAAGACGUCUGCUUCUUCUUAAGUUUACAUGAACCUUUUCUGCUAAUAUAAGUGAAGAAAAUCAAACACUGGAGCUUAUUUAAAAUGAACUUUUCCAUUCAAGGGGAAUUUCUGCAUCAGUUCUGCUUUGAAUGAGUUUUCUUUGCAUAACAUGUGUUGGGGGGGGGGGGGGGGGGGGGGGUCGAAAAGCCUUCAGGUAGUCGUUGAAACACUGGUGAAAGUGACUCGGAAAGCUGGAAGGAAGACCAAAUGUAGGAACGCCAGGAACAAAACUAGAAUGAAGAAAAAGACCAAACUUUAUUUUUUGAACAGCAAAAUGCUUGUGCAAAAAGGUCUUGACUACUUAAACUGUACAUAUGAACUGAUUCUGCACAGAUGCUGAGAAGAAUAGUUCUGAGAAUCACUCUUAAUAUUAUUAGCCACAUGCGUUGGUUGACUAAAUGCUUCAAAUUGAGUUUGUUCAAAAUCUUGGGGCCGAUUUUUCAAUGUUCGUCUUUUAGUUGUGUAUUUAUAGUUUUAUUUUGAAGGACGUUUUUGUUAAGUUAAACCUCAAAAGGCUUUUUUAGAUGUUUGUUUGUUUUUUAAUCUUAAGUUCUGCUGUUACGAAGCUCACUCUGUAGAAAACUUCAGAAGAGUUAGAAAAGCCUUUCAGAUGUCCCAAGAAUGUUAAAACCAAACACUUAAUAAAAACAUAAGACUUUAAA
Molecule: messenger RNA, 4572 nt
Organism: Oryzias latipes (Japanese medaka)
Lineage: Eukaryota; Metazoa; Chordata; Actinopteri; Beloniformes; Adrianichthyidae
Gene: znf800b
Product: zinc finger protein 800b
Source: RefSeq, a predicted model, not a curated record